Molecule: messenger RNA, 558 nt
Organism: Lactuca saligna
Lineage: Eukaryota; Viridiplantae; Streptophyta; Magnoliopsida; Asterales; Asteraceae
Source: the annotation of a GenBank genome assembly
AUGGCUUUAUUCCUCUCCAUCAAAGUUCAUUUCCAAGGUGUGUUCAUCAACAAACCUUUUUGCUAUUCUGAUGGUGUUCAUCAUGUGUUCGAGAACAUCGAUUUUGCUGGUAUGUCAUAUUAUGAGUUUGUGGAUUUUCUUGAACGAUUCAUACAAGAGAAGUGUGAGAAACUUUAUUAUUGUCAACCCGAUUUACAAAUCCCAGAAGGUUUAACCUUGAUUUCGAAUGAACUUCAAUAUCAAGAAUUUAUAGACAUUUCUUAUCAAUGUGGAGUACAAGUUCAUGUUUACAUGGACCAUUUUGGUACUACUGUGCACGUAGCUAAGGCAAAUGAAAAUGAAAAUGUGGAUAAUUGUUCUGUGAAGUCAAACAUGUCAAUCAAAGGGGAAGAAUGUAUUGACCUAACUAACUUCAUGAGUCCACAACAAAGCAACAUGGAAGGAGUUAGUCAGGCAAAUGGAAAUAAAGAGGUCACAGAAGGUGAUCAAAAAGAUGAUGAAGAUGAUAAUGUCCCAGAUGUGAAAGGAAAACCGAUGUUUAAUGAAGACAUACCUUAG